AUGUCAUCGGUUGAUCCAGACUAUUUUCCUUCUAUCUUGUAUGACAAUGACCAUGAAAUUUACCCUGUGAGAGAUGUGUCUUUUUCGUCUAGCAGCCCUACUAUUAUUGGAAGAGCAUCACAAAACCCUCAUCUACCAAAUUGUGAGAGAAUGGCUGGAGAUGACAACCUGUUUUUCACGAAUCCUUCAAUUAGUAUGAAGCAUGCUUUAUUGAGAGUGAGUCCACUUCCAAAUGAUUCAAAUGCAAUCACGUUGGAGGAUUGCUCUAGCCAUGGUGUUGGACUUUUCAGAUUGAGUGAUCCAGAUUAUAUCACGCUGACUCCCGGAAAACCAAUGAAGUUGCAAGAGGGUGAUAUUAUUGGUCUAGCCCUCUCUAAGGAUCAUCAUCAUCCCACUUCAAGCAUAUGUAUCAAAGAGAGUUUAGUUCGAUUUUUGAAGCACUCUAGAGUUCAACUUUUAGUGUAUCGCGCUGGAUACUCCCGGUUAGGUGUUAUACGAAUUCAGACGAAAGCGUUCUUAAAAUUUAUCAGGGAUCCACCUCUGGGCAUUCCCUGCGAUUAUCUAGCUCCUAACAAUCAAUAUGGGUUUGAAUGGGACUACAGCUCAAAGGAGGACGAAGAACAAGAAGAGCAAGAAGAUGUCGAAGAUGUCGAAGAUGACGAAGAUGACGAAGAUGACGACGACGACGACGAGUCAGGCGAAGAUUCUUUAGUCGAUUCGAUUGAAUCAUCAGAUGAAUCAGAUGACAAUGAUUUGUGCAUCGAAGUGGCUUCCGAAUGCUCUGACUCUGCUCCAGAGUGCUCACCGAUCAUAAAGAAAGUUUUGAAAAGAACACUAGACGAGGCUGAUGAAGUGGAUAAUGCUAAGGAAGAGUCUGUUAAGAGGUUAAAAACAGAAUGUAAGGGCGAUGUCAACAAGGCUAUUGAUGAUCUUGAAAACAUCAAAGAUGGGAAAAUCGAGUUGGGCAAGAUUGAUGAAGUUGUAGAGAUCUUAAAAGAAGUUAGAAAGGAGGCUAAGAAAGAUAAUCGUGGAAGACUCGCAACCACUCUUAAAGCAACUUUACUGGGGGCAUCGGUUGGUGCCAUUGCUAUGUUCGGAACAUUGGCUCAUUUGGGGGUUGAUCGGGUGUAG
This is a messenger RNA of Brettanomyces nanus, 1131 nucleotides long. RefSeq lists its product as uncharacterized. The transcript has a single exon. The record is from RefSeq and is a predicted model, not a curated record. Gene Ontology annotation, molecular function: protein binding. NCBI's taxonomy places the organism in Eukaryota, Fungi, Ascomycota, Pichiomycetes, Pichiales, Pichiaceae. Bases 1 to 1131 code for a protein of 376 amino acids.